AUGGACAAUGCUAAGAUCCUCAUCGGAAACUCUACUAACACCGGCAGCAGUGACUCUCACGUGUGUAAAACCAUAGAAGACUUCAAAUUAGGCGAGAAGAAUUACUUUGAAUGUGAUGAAGCAGUGUUGGGGCGAUACGUCUAUGUGUCUUAUCCACGAGGAGAACAUGUAGUUCUGUGUGAAGUGGAGAUCUACGGAAAGCCACAUGGUUCACCCUUUGUGCUGGUCAAAAAGAAAAUGACAUGGGAAAAUGCUCUGUACUACUGCAGGGACAACUACAUGGACCUGGCUUCCAUCACUGAUAAUGAAACCCAGGUUUGGGCUAAGCUGGAGUCUCAGAAAGCUGACACUGAGUUUGUGUGGUUGGGCCUUCACUACACUUGCACCCUGGAUUUCUGGUUCUGGGUCAAUGGUCAUGACUUAAAAUUCGAUAAGUGGGCUCAAGAUGGAAAAAAAGAAGACUGUGGCAUGAGUGCUGUCAUGGACAAAAAUGGGACAUGGUUCACUGGGAAUGACAAUGACAUGUUUAAUUUCAUCUGUGCAAAGUAA
Scomber japonicus (chub mackerel) is the source of this 549-nucleotide messenger RNA. Its product is annotated as snaclec convulxin subunit beta-like. The transcript has 3 exons. The record is from RefSeq and is a predicted model, not a curated record. NCBI's taxonomy places the organism in Eukaryota, Metazoa, Chordata, Actinopteri, Scombriformes, Scombridae. The coding region runs from base 1 to 549 and encodes 182 amino acids.